Messenger RNA from Fukomys damarensis (Damara mole-rat), 2597 nucleotides. It is a transcript of the gene Vav1, whose product is annotated as vav guanine nucleotide exchange factor 1. Gene Ontology annotation, cellular component: cytoplasm. The record is from RefSeq and is a predicted model, not a curated record. The coding region runs from base 8 to 2209 and encodes 733 amino acids. Gene Ontology annotation, biological process: cell migration; regulation of GTPase activity; intracellular signal transduction. The transcript has 23 exons. Lineage: Eukaryota; Metazoa; Chordata; Mammalia; Rodentia; Bathyergidae. Gene Ontology annotation, molecular function: protein binding; guanyl-nucleotide exchange factor activity.
GGCGGCCAUGGAGCUGUGGCGACAGUGCACCCACUGGCUCAUCCAGUGCCGGGUGCUGCCGCCCAGCCACCGCGUGACCUGGGAGGGCGCCCAGGUCUGCGAGCUGGCGCAGGCCCUCCGGGAUGGCGUCCUCCUGUGUCAGCUGCUCAACAACCUCCUGCCCCAUGCCAUCAACCUGCGCGAGGUCAACCUGCGUCCGCAGAUGUCCCAGUUUUUGUGCCUUAAGAACAUCCGAACCUUCCUGUCCACUUGCUGUGAGAAGUUCGGCCUCAAGCGCAGUGAGCUCUUCGAGGCUUUUGACCUCUUCGAUGUGCAGGAUUUUGGGAAGGUCAUCUACACGCUGUCGGCGCUGUCCUGGACCCCGAUCGCCCAGAACAAGGGUAUCACGCACCGGAGGCCGGGCCCACACCGACGCCCGCCUGCGCUCCCCUCGCAGCCCAAGAUGACGGAAUACGACAAGCGCUGCUGCUGCCUGCGCGAGAUCCAGCAGACGGAGGACAAGUACACGGACACGCUGGGCUCCAUCCAGCAGCACUUUAUGAAACCCCUGCAGCGGUUUCUCAAGCCCCAGGACAUGGAGAUAAUCUUCAUCAAUAUGGAGGACCUGCUCCGUGUUCACACCCACUUCCUGAAGGAGAUGAAGGAGGCUCUGGCCACCUCGGGGGCACCCACCCUGUACCAGGUCUUCAUCAAAUACAAGGAGAGGUUCCUGGUCUACGGCCGCUACUGCAGCCAGGUGGAGUCAGCCAGCAAACACCUGGACCAGGUGGCCACGGCCCGCGAGGACGUGCAGAUGAAGCUGGAGGAAUGUUCUCAGAGAGCCAACAACGGCAGGUUCACCCUGCGGGACCUGCUGAUGGUCCCCAUGCAAAGAGUGCUGAAAUACCACCUCCUUCUCCAGGAGCUGGUGAAACACACGCCGGACGCCGCAGUAGGACCUAAAAUGAAAACAAAACGGACACUGACCCCCCUCCCCGUGGUGCUUCCGUUCUUAGCGGAGACAGGGGCUGGUGGGCGUGUGCCUCGUGCUGGGAUGGGCGCCUCAGGCCCGGACUCUGCCCCCCUGCAGUGGAGUCACAUGUUUCUCCUGAUCGAGGACCAGGGAGCCCAGGGCUACGAGCUGUUCUUCAAGACCCGCGAGCUGAAGAAGAAGUGGAUGGAGCAGUUCGAGCUCUUCAGCUCCAACAUCUACCCAGAGAACGCCACUGCCAACGGGCAUGACUUCCAAAUGUUUUCCUUUGAGGAGACCACGUCCUGCAAGGCUUGUCAGAUGCUUCUCAGAGGGACCUUCUACCAGGGUUACCGCUGUCACCGAUGCCGGGCGCCUGCGCACAAGGAGUGUCUGGGAAGGGUCACUCCCUGCGGCCGGCACGGGCCAGAUUUUGCAGGGACCGUGAAGAGGGACAAGCAGCACCGCCGGGCUCAGGAGAAAAAACGCAAUGAGAUGGGUCUGCCUAAGAUGGAGGUGUUUCAGGAAUACUAUGGGCUUCCUCCUCCACCCGGAGCCUUUGGGCCUUUUCUACGGCUCAACCCUGGGGACAUCGUGGAGCUCACGAAGGCUGAGGCUGAACAGAACUGGUGGGAGGGUAGAAACACGUGUACCAAUGAAGUUGGCUGGUUUCCCUGUAACCGGGUGAAGCCCUACGUCCACGGACCUCCUCAGGACCUGUCGGUACACCUGUGGUACGCGGGCCCCAUGGAGCGCGCGGGAGCCGAGGGCAUCCUCACCAACCGCUCCGACGGGACGUUCCUGGUGCGGCAGAGGGUGAAGGACGCUGCGGAAUUCGCCAUCAGCAUUAAGUUUAACGUCGAAGUCAAACAUAUUAAAAUCACGACGUCAGAAGGACUGUACCGGAUCACAGAGAGGAAGGCUUUCCGGGGGCUUUUGGAGCUGGUGGAGUUUUACCAGCAGAACUCCCUGAAGGAUUGCUUCAAGUCUCUGGACACCACCUUGCAGUUCCCGUACAAGGAGCCCGAGAGAAGAGCCAUCAGCAAGCCACCAGCUGGGAGCAGCAAGUAUUUUGGCACAGCCAAAGCCCGCUAUGACUUCUGCGCCAGGGACCGGUCAGAGCUGUCUCUUAAGGAGGGCGACAUCAUCAAGAUCCUCAGCAAAAAGGGACAGCAAGGCUGGUGGCGAGGGGAGAUCUAUGGCCGGAUUGGCUGGUUCCCUUCAAACUACGUGGAAGAAGAUUAUUCCGAAUACUGUUGAACCCUGGUGCACUGGUGAAGAGAUGACGAAAAACUGCGGUAUCUGAGCCUGGGCUGAGCAAGGAGACUCUGACAGGUCCUACUGGGCAGCGAGUCUGCAUGGACUGGAGGGCCGGCAUCCAGCUGGCGGGGCUCCUGGAUGAGUCCCUGCCAUGGUUAAUUUAUAACAUACUGAGUGCCUCUUGGGCCGGGCUCGAGGCGACUGCUUUUAAUAAAAUGAUGAAUGCAGGGACUGGUGCGUUCAGGGCAUGUGCAAGGCGUGUGGCUCCUGUUCCUCUCGUGCGGGGAGACCGGAUGCUGGGGUGGACAGCUGCACGACCUGGUCUGCCUGCGGUACUCCAGGGAGCGUCAGCCGGGGGGAUGAUUGACCAUGGGGCUUUGCGUUCUCC